Molecule: messenger RNA, 408 nt
Organism: Vittaforma corneae ATCC 50505
Lineage: Eukaryota; Fungi; Microsporidia; Nosematidae
Product: iron sulfur cluster assembly protein 1
Exons: 1
Coding region: 1-408 (135 amino acids)
Biological process (GO): intracellular iron ion homeostasis; iron-sulfur cluster assembly
Cellular component (GO): cytoplasm
Molecular function (GO): ferrous iron binding; 2 iron, 2 sulfur cluster binding
Source: RefSeq, a predicted model, not a curated record
AUGACAAGUAUUCAAAAGAUUGACACAAAGUAUGCAACCGAGGUUAUGGACCAUUUCAACAAUCCGAGAAACAUAGGAUCAUUUGAUGAUGGCAAAAACAUAGGAACAGGAGUAGUUGGAGCCCCAGCUUGUGGAGAUGUUCUGAAGUUUCAGAUAAAAGUCGAUGAUAAUGGCGAAAUCGUAGAUGCAAAAUUCAAAGCAUUCGGCUGCGGAAGUGCCAUAGCAUCGUCCAGUCUUGCAACAGAGCUAGUCAAGGGAAAGAGCAUUGAAGAUUCGCUAAGAAUUAGUAACGACCAAAUUGCUCAAAAACUAUCACUUCCACCAAUAAAAUUGCACUGUUCGAUGCUUGCAGAGGAUGCAAUAAAAUCGGCAAUCAAAAAUUACAAGUCCAAAAAUUCACUAAUUUAA